Molecule: messenger RNA, 9706 nt
Organism: Daldinia loculata
Lineage: Eukaryota; Fungi; Ascomycota; Sordariomycetes; Xylariales; Hypoxylaceae
Exons: 4
Coding region: 177-9581 (3134 amino acids)
Source: RefSeq, a predicted model, not a curated record
CAUACCUGAAUUUAAUACACAUCAUUUACACUGUACGUGUAAAUCUCUUCAUUAAAACACCUACCCUGCAAACGAUUCCAUUCUAUCUUUAUCUUCUCCAGCCACCCUUUCUACCCCCUCAGACUCUCAUCCACUGUCCUAUCUUUCAGCUGUUCUACAAAUCAAUCGUAGCAAGAAUGGCACAGGCUAGUCAGAGAAAGCUGUUAUCCGCGGAAGAAAUCCGCUACAUUAUCAAUCAUGUGUUCCUUCCACCACAGUUACCCCAUGAGAAUGAUUACGAAGUAGAGAAUGAAGAAGCUUUACUAAAAACGGUCAUUCAAGCUCUCUAUAAAUUUAGAGAAUAUGUACAAGGAGACGAAGUCAACGCUGUGGACUCAGCCAUCACUACGAUGGAACAUCUACAUCGUAACCACGAUUUUGCCGCAAGUAAAUCAUCAACUAACGAAAAAGGGCUCCUCAAGGCCUUUCAUCUCCUUAACCAGGAAGGUGGGUCUGUCGCAUGUCAUAUUCAAGCUCAGAACUGUGGUAUCUUGUUCUCGAGAUUGGAUACAUCUGUUCACGUCGAGAUGUUUGAACUAUCUCCCUCUAACCGGGCUGUCAUUUCAACAGAAGGGAGACUACGUCGGAUCUUCCCCGGCGCAGCUGUGUCUAUCCCGCUGUCUAUUUUCCAAACAUGCGAAUUCCAAGAUACAGUAGCCUACACCUUGACAAAAAUGACCCACCAGUCGGCCCCUGAUACCCAACCCCAGGUCAGAAAGAGCAACAAGAUGCACGAUGAAGAUCGAGACACUACACACCCAAAGAUGAUUACUGAGCUCUUUUCAGCAUUCUUAUUAUCUAUGGGUGAUCAAGUGGAAGUAAAGAGGAUCUGGAAGAAUACUCGCGAAGAAGUAUUUUGGAAAGAUUCCCUGCUGCCGUGGCAUAGGUCGGCCUUGUGGCUACUUAUUCGCGUCGUCUUACAACUUUUGUUCACACGAUCGGCCAGUUCGCCUACAUGUCCGGAACAAACCUACAAAGUGUUCAUGGUAUACUUCAUGGCUCAGGUUCUAUCACAAGUACAAGGAAAUCUUCCGAGCGACCUUCUGGUAGCUAUGUGUGCUAAAAUCUCCAGACGGUACCAGAAGGUUGUCGGACCUAUCCCCGGAUCUGUCGUUGAAUUCAUAAAUUCAACUCUAUCAGAAACGGAUCAGAUUCUCCAAGGUCGAUGGUCGCGGAUCCAGAAAGAAAAUUCGGUUCCUAACAGCCUAGAGGGCCUGCAAGAUCUUAACUUUGAUCAAGAUACUCACAUGUCGCUCUCGAGACUUGUCGAAUUUAUCAACGAUAUAGGGAACCGUGGGAAAAGUAAUCAGCCCCUUACCGUUCAGUUGAGCUGCCCCCUUAUCGACUAUGGUUCUCAAGUGCCUCCAGUUACAUCAUCGACAAACGACAUGCAUGUGAUGUACGAAUUGGCAUUAUUCGAGUCAUGGGUGGCAUCAAACCUCCAAAGUUGGUUAGAAGCCAAUGAAGAGUGUCACGAUGCCACUGGUAUUCUAAGACAAUUUAUUGAGGAUUACUACAGAAUUGCCUUCCCGCGCUACGAAGGCAACCCCGAGCUAAGCUCCAUCAUGAUCCUUACUAUACUCGACCUCUGGGUUGCAUCCGACAAAUCAGCAAUACGAAAUUGCAAGUUACUUGAUAAGUAUAAGCCAGGUAUCCCAUUGGACCUCUUAGAGAAUCUGAAUUUGCCAACAAAAAGCCAGAUGAUAAGGCUCUGUAGCAUUGAAAAAUAUUUAAUCGAUCGCAAAUCCCGGGCCCAGUUCCCUUACGAAGCACUCAACGGCUUUGGCAGUAGCAGCUGCUUUUCUGUACAGUUUUUCAAUCAAUCUGUUGAACAUAAGAAUCUACGCGAUUCCAUUGUCAAUAAAGCAAAUCAGGACAGGGAAGCAAAGCGGGAAGAAUUUGAGCAGAAAAAAGACCAGUACAACUGUCUCAUACGGAUGUUAGAUGAGAUUGAACAUGAUACUAUUACGAGGAUCGAUUCAAUCACAGGCGAGCAUUCUGAGCACUGCACUAAGAACUGCCUAAAAUGCGACAUCCCUCGGCAGGCAAAGCAGAUAAAAAUAAAAAUACAUGAGUGGCCACUGCCCAGAAAUGAGCUUCAAGAAAAGUCGACUGUAUUUGAGCUCCAAGCUCCUUGCUCAUUCGGUCAGUGGCGUGACACUACGAUGUUCGUCCUUUAUGACAUCCUGAAGCUAAGGUACUCUGUGGAAGAUAAACCAGUAGCUCGCUAUAAGUUAGAGUUAGCCGAUUACUUACCCGGGUACUUUCGUGGAUUCGAUUCAAGGCAGCGGAUAAUACUACUAUCUGAUGUUAAGCCUCAUAACAAAACCCAUCGCCGUAUGAAAAAUAUUGCUACUAAGACUCCGGAUGAUGUCUGUCUCGAGAAUGGACUGCAUUUGAGAUAUUAUGACAGCUCGAACAAUUGCUUCACUACUCCGUUUGAGUCUACAGACGACAUUGCCGAACUAUGCACGUACUCAUUACCGAAAGGGCCAAUGAAUACGAUAUCACCAAUACAACCAUUUAUUCAUCGGGUACCAUUGGAACCUGCCGGCCCGCCACCGAACAAGGUCAUAGCCACCCAGUCAACCUGUCCUACCAACCUUUCUCUAGAAGAGUACAAGGCGCUUACGUCUCUUCCGUUAGGUUUCCUGCUUCAAUGGCAAAACAUCUUACUGCAACUUGCGUCGCCAAGCAUAGACUUCAGGAAAGAAGAGACUGCUUUGGUUAUCUCGCAAUGCAUCUUCCAAGUUGGACCUCGCGACGGACAUAGUGUGUUUAGGGGUAGUCAUAAAAUCCUCGUCGAUGCGCAGUUUUCUCGUGCCUUACUGGACAACCUGGAUAAAGCACUGCUUAGGGUUAGAGAGAAUUGGCAAUCUUUUCAAGCACAUGGGAUUUUCGUUUCCAUAGCCAGACGUCUGCUUUCACUGACGUCUUCCCAAAAUGAGAAAGACAGGUGCCUCAACUUUUUGGCUGAUAUUCGCAAGAUCACUUCGGAAUGGAUCCACGAUUUGGAGGACAAAAUCCAAGGCGCUACAGAUGAAGAUAUUAAGGAUGAGCUGCGAUAUAGAUUGGUGAAGAUAACACUGAUCUGUGCGGACACGUUCAACGUCGAAGAGGAGCAUCUCCGUAGCCUUUUGGCUGCACCUGAUUCCGCCUGCACUAUGAUGCGGUGCAGCAUUGUCAUUAAUGAAGGACUAAACUGCAUUCCAAGGAAAGCGGAUGAUUGGACUUCUAUUAUGCAUCGAAGGUGGGAGCGGCUUGCGUAUCGAGCAUUUGAUAUUCUCGCAGAAGAAAUAAUAGAAAAGAACAGCCCAGCAUUAGACAAUGCUAUUAAGAAGACUUGGUCUGGUUUCCCUGCGACGGGAGAAUGGACACGCCAGCAGAAGCCAUACCAUCAUUGGAUUGUCAACCGGUCAACGCCUAAUAAUGGAGACAACGAUUUGUACGUCCACUUCAGUCUAUUAACGGGCGAACUCCUCGUCAAUGGGUCCCCUCUAGGUCGACUGCCUCGAGAGUAUGAGAAGCACCACAUGUAUUCCGUGUUGUUCGGAAAGUCAAUUCUAGAAGUCGUCCCGAGCUCAGUCCCUGGGAUGCGAUUCAGUUCCAAGAACACGUUCAACGAACACACUCUAAAUUUUGGCUUGGAUAACCCAGCCGGAACCCUCCUUAUUCGAGCAGUUAUCAAUAAUCAAAUAUUCGAAUUAGUCCCCCGAACUGUCAUUCAGAACUUACUUCCAAUAAUUUUCGUUGAUAACUUUGUUCAUUGGUAUAACAAAGCUGGUGAUUACGUUGAGUUCUGCCCCCAGGAGCUUCCGUGGACUCACUCGAAAAACAACUGGAGAUUGGUACGCUCGGAUACCGCAAGCCACUGUUGGCAGCUAUGUAAAGGUAGUAAGUUCCUUGUCGACAUUAACAGUCAUACAGCGAAAGAAGUCUUCAAAACAAACUUGAAACGUCUCGAAGAGCUUGCCUGGACGCAUAUCAUUCUCCAGGGUCACUCUGUGGAUAUUGAACUUCCUAGGUUAAAACUAGGAUUUCACUUGAAGCAGGGAGAAGCUUCAAUAUACUCUCACCAAUUCCGUGGAAUGUCGAUAGAUGAGGACCAGUCGAUUGGAACCUUGAUUGGCCUCCAAAGUAUGCUUGUGCUGAAAGGCGACAACGGCCGAGUUCGACGCAAAGCCCUCAUCCCAAAUGGAAAUGUAGCAUUCAAUAAACACGGGCAACAUAUCCAUGUUGAUAUUGAAAAGCACUCUUCUACGAAGGCUUACGUUUACGAGGUUGAUGGCUUAAUUGGCAGACUCGUUAACAAUGGAAGUCUACAGGGCAGGUUACUCUUGUCGUACCUCCACGCACUUACCUCUUUUCCCUUACCAGAUCCCUUAACAGGGAAAACAGGAACGGAGGAAGCACUAUCCAUCUUGAAGUCUGCCGCUGUGCGGUCUUUCAUAAAGCUUACAGAAGAAAACCUUGAGUUACUGAAGAAAAUCGCCCUGCUUACUCCGGCACGAUGCUAUUACCCAGCUAACGAACAGGAAAUGCAAACUGUGGUAUGGGAUCCACAGGUUGACUUCCUGGCCCAGCAUGACGAAUUUUAUCAAACUGUGCGCUCGAUAUUCGACCAAGCCAAUCACUCGGAAUUUUUCCACCCCGAUUCUUAUGUUUCCCCGCCAGCUCUACAUCAGGUUGAGCAGAGCCUCCUACGCCGUGAUAUUAUUCGUUCAUCUACACUCCGCGUCUCGGGCUUUGGUGCUGAGGACCAUACUACAUCCUCGGAUGUGGUUUAUCUAGGCAGAGACAACGACCAGUCUUCUAAAAAAGCGUCCCGGGCUUACGUUAUGUCCAAAAUUAUAUUCCGAGAACGCUUCGCUCUGAAUGAGAACACCGUGCCAGACCUAGGAAAAUAUAUCUGGGAAUUCCUUUCUGGGUAUGACGUGCUUGGACCUAGGCCUAUUAACUCCUCCUCUCCGGAGAUUCAAGUAAACUACGAUUCCACAUUGCUUCUUGGUUCGACUGAGUUCAUCGCCAAACACUGGAUUCAAAUCUGCCAGUUAUUGAGCGAUAGAACAACUGAGCAUAACAAGUUCAAAGUCAUGUUCUGGCUUUCUACGAUUUCAUUCGCUAAUGAUGCCAACAUGACAAUUCUUCAGGUUUUGGCGUCUUUCUUCACAGUUCCUGGAAUAGCUCUUAGUCCACCUACAGCUGACAUUUUUCGGCUGUCUCUUGGAUCUUGCGUCUACAGUUCACAUCUAUACAACGUUAUUGACGAUUCAUGCCGUCCGUUUCAGGAAAGUCCGGAAGCUUAUCUAUCUCAAGAUCCAUGGGAGAGCUCGUCCGCUUUUGGGGCCCGACAGUCUCGGAUAUUUCAAAACAAAAGGGAGGAGGAGGUCAGAACUUUUCGUGACAAACUAGAAACUCAAUGGCCCUGUGAGCGUCCAACUUCCCCCUACCGCACGGGUUCUGUGGAAUGGUGGAAAUACAUAAAUGUGGAUUUGGCCAUGAGUAAAGUAACAGAAUUAUUCAGGCCACGCUAUCACAACCAUCUGCUUGAGAAGUAUCUUAACCAGAUCGGUGGCAGGAUUCCUCGGGAUGUCAUUCCAAUUACUAUUUCUCGAUUCUCUCCGACUAUUCCCCCUUGGAAUUGUACGAGGAAGCCUGGUUUUACCAGCAACGACGAAAUAUUCACUGCCCCAGCUCCUCUUAUGUUACUAUGUACUGAUAUGGCACAAAACAUAUCCCUGAUCAAUAAUGAUAGCAACGAAGCACCGCAGCUUCCUUUUUUGCUGUCGAGAUUAGACAAACAAGUACAAUCUGGAUACGACAGGCGUUAUGUAUCAGACCUUAAGAAUAGCACGCAGUCACUACAGGGCUGGAGGAAGGAGUACCGCCUGACGAAAGAUAUACAAGAGCUUGAAGAACUUCUCGUUCGCCAUCGCGAUAGUUGCCAAGAAAUAGUCGAUAAGAAUUAUAGGGCCAUAGAAGAAGCUGUUAUUACCGAUCAAGGAGGCGAACGGAUUGCUUUACGAGCUCUCUUAUCCUCAACUCACCAAUGGCCAAGACUGUCACCAAGCUUCUUCUUGCAACGUCUCUGUCGUAGUAAGUGGCAGAAGCUACCUGAAGACUGGAAAAGCUGCAUAAUUCAUUACGGCAUAACUAUUUCUCAGCUACAGCGAGCAGACCGUUUGCUAAGGGCAGUUCACAAUCCUUCUGUCCUAGUAAGCGAACUGCGAAAUCCUGGCCAUACGAACUGGCAACCACGAGAUCAACCAGAGUCUCUGCUCUUGGAAAUAGAGGGCGACCUUAUGAUCCGUCCAGUUCAGGAGCAAAUAGCCAGAAAUAUGAGGAGCCCCGAAGGGGGUAGGAAUGCCGUCAUGCAGUUAAACAUGGGAGAAGGGAAAUCAUCUGUCAUCGUACCCAUGGUCGCAACAGCUCUCGCAGACGGUUCUCGUUUAGUCCGGGUAAUUGUUGGAAAACCGCAGUCGAGGCAGAUGUACCAAAUGCUUAUCUCUAAGCUUGGGGGUUUGCUAGACCGACAGAUCUUUCACAUGCCAUUCUCUCGAGCCGUUAAAGUCGAAACAACUGAGAUACUUGCGAUGAGAGGCAUGUUCGAAGCCUGCAAGAACAAUGGGGGUAUAUUCUUGAUGCAACCCGAACACGUCCUGUCUUUCAAGCUUAUGGGUAUCGAGUGUAUCCUAACGGGAAAGGAGCCGAUCGGUCGUGCUUUGGUACAAAGUCAAGAAUACCUCAAUACGAAUACUCGUGAUAUCGUCGACGAGAGCGAUGAAAACUUUAGCGUCAAAUUCGAGUUGGUCUAUACCAUGGGCACACAACGUCCGACCGAGUACAGCCCCGAAAGAUGGGUGUGCAUCCAUCAGGUCUUGGAGGUAGUUAGAGAAGUCGUCUUGGAAGUUCGUACUGACCUUUCCGGUGCGCUGGAGGUCCAUUAUCAGUAUCCCGGAUGUUUCCCACGUACUCGUAUUUUGCAACUGGAUGCUGCCGACCAGAUUCUCUCUCGGGUCACGAAGCGUAUUUGUGCAACAGGUCUCAACGGAUUCCCCAUUACAAGACAGCAGGAACAUGUCCGUCAAGCAAUAAUAAGAUACAUUACUGAGGUUCAACCUGCUACUGCCGACAUUGCGCUCGUUGAAGACCCUAGCCUGAAGGGAUUCUGGACGCGUGCUAGCCAAACUUUGCUCCUAUUGCGAGGCCUUAUAGCCGGAGGCGUACUAGGCUUCGCGUUCGGGCAUAAGCGGUGGAGAGUUGACUAUGGCCUCGACUCAAACCGACAACCAAGCACUAAACUCGCGGUGCCAUACAGAGCUAAAGACAACCCUUCGCUGCGGUCUGAAUUCAGUCAUCCGGAUGUUGUUAUCAUCCUCACCUCUUUGAGUUAUUACUAUGGCGGUCUCGAAUACGAAGACCUAUUGCAAACUUUCAAGCACCUCCUUAGGUCUGACCAGGCCGAUCAGGAGUUCGGGGUGUGGGUAAAAGAUGCAGAUAAUCUACGUGAUACCUUCAAAACUUUGGUUGGCAUUAAUCUCGAAGAUGCAGAAUGUACACAAUCCCUAUUUAGCUCUUUCCGGCAUGCCAAAGGCGUCAUAGACUAUUUCCUAGCGCACAUAGUCUUCCCAAAGGAAAUGAAGGAGUUCUCGCACAGGCUUUCUGCUUCGGGUUGGGAUAUAGGCGAAGUCAAGACUCAUCCAACAACAGGGUUUAGCGGCACAAACGACUCUCGCCAGGUACUACCACUUGAUGUCGAACAGCUAGAUCUCGAGGACCAGAAGCACACAAACGCAUUGGUCCUAGAGAAUUUGCUCCAUUCCAAGAACUCCGUUACGCUCCUGCCGCCGCGCCAGGAGAACGAGAUUUCAGUCGCCGAGGUGCUAUUGAACAUUAUUACAACGCUCGACCCGCCAACACGAGUCAUACUAGACGUGGGAGCUCAGAUACUUGAGCUAAACAACUUCGAAGUAGCAAAAACAUGGUUAGAUAAGACCUCGGAUGACCCUAAAAUUCAAGCAGCUAUCUUCGUUGACGACCAUGACGAACUUUAUGUUCUAGACAGAAAGGGCCAUCUCGAGCCUCUCCAUACGUCACCGUUUGUGUCACAACUGGAUGUGUGUGUUGUUUUCCUAGAUGAAGCGCACACGAGAGGCACUGACCUGAAGUUGCCAAGGGAUUACCGUGCAGCUGUCACGUUGGGAGCAAAUUUAACGAAAGAUAGGCUAGUACAAGCUUGUAUGCGGAUGAGAAUGCUAGCAGAGGGACAGUCGGUGGUAUUUUGCGUCCCGGACGAAAUCCAAAGAAAGAUCCGGGCGCAUAGGGCUGAUAUCAGACUUCCUGCCGACCAGGAUAUCUCAGUCUUGGAUAUUCUGGCCUGGUCAAUCGGUGAGACGUGGAGAGACAUCCAUAGGAGUAUGGCAUUGUGGGCAAACCAGGGCCGGCGCAACGAAAACCAUAGGAAUAUAUGGGCAGAGGCCCGUUCUGGCGGCGAGGUCAAUCUCACUAAAGGCCUCGCUGAGGAUUAUCUUGAAGAGGAGGCGAAGACACUGGAGUACAGGUAUCGGCCUCGCCCCGACGGCGAUGCAAUUACGCCUUCGCAAGUGGUGGGUACGGACACCACGGACCCGAUCUCUUUACGAUGUAAUGAGUUCAAAAAUCUGAAGCUCAAUUCAGCAGAACUUCAAGAAGAGGAAGAACGCGAGCUGUCGCCGGAGAUUGAGCAGGAGCGGCAAGAUCAGAGGCCUCCCGAAGCAGUACCGGCUAUUCAUACAAUCCACCAAGAUAUCAAGGACUUCAUUGCCUCUGGCAUGAUCCCCGAAAAGUCAAAAGGAUACAUGCCUGCAUUUUUAGCCCUGCGCAAUACUUCGGCAGGGGCCCGUUUCGACGUGUCCCAGUUCCGUCCUGGGUUACUUGUCUCGAAGGACUUUGCAAGCACUAUCAAACAAUGCGGCACCUCGGAUCACUUAGAUUCAUACCAACGCACCAUUCAAUGGAUCUUGACGGGGGCACCUCCUAGCGAUGAAGACUCUACGGAUACGCUCGUCGAGCACAUGAUGGUCAUUAGCCCAUACGAGGCAAAUGAGCUGUUACCGAUGAUAAUGAAAUCCAAAGCUGUUGCCUUACACUUGUAUGCACCCAGGGCGAAUUUGGGCUAUUGCAAGCUUGACAAGCUUGACUUAUAUACGGUACCCGAGAGGCUGGCGUCGCGCGAGGUGCCCCAAAGCCUUAUCACGGAACUAAACCUGUUCGCCGGACAACUCUACUUUGACUCAUAUGAGCAAUAUGUGGACGCAUGUCGAUUCCUAGGCAUUAGCUACAGUACGCCCGGCGAGGGGGAAGAGAUUACUGCCGACGGGUUCAUAGCCAAAGACAGCACGGGUAGGGUUGGUGGAGAGUCGGGCCUGAAGAGCAGCCCAGUGGCGUUUUUCAAGAUCCUCCACACGAAGAUCCGACGCAACUGCGAGAGUAUUGAGAAAACACACAUGGGCAAACUGCUAGACAACCAGUUACUGAAGCCAUCGGAUUUUGAGGAACAGUAAGUGGAUAUGUGGAUCAUAAGGAAUGUUGCUAGAUAAUGAGGUACCUAGGAGGUAGGUAGUUAACAAGUGAGAGUACCAUUGGUAAGAUGUCUGCCUCGCGUAAAUCAGAAACCUAUUGCGUGCUC